This is a messenger RNA of Entelurus aequoreus (snake pipefish), 6608 nucleotides long. RefSeq names its product itchy E3 ubiquitin protein ligase b (gene itchb). Gene Ontology annotation, biological process: ubiquitin-dependent protein catabolic process; protein K63-linked ubiquitination; protein K29-linked ubiquitination. The transcript is spliced from 24 exons. NCBI's taxonomy places the organism in Eukaryota, Metazoa, Chordata, Actinopteri, Syngnathiformes, Syngnathidae. Gene Ontology annotation, molecular function: ubiquitin protein ligase activity; protein binding. The record is from RefSeq and is a predicted model, not a curated record. The coding region runs from base 178 to 2808 and encodes 876 amino acids.
UGUUGAGUUUUACUGCGCAUGCUCCGCCCGAAGUCCCAGCAGUCACGUGAUAAGAGUUGAGGAAGAUGGUCGAAGUUUGUGCUUCCUUGAAGUGAAACCCGCGACUCUCCCCCAAAACAACCUGGGACGUCACUGAAGUUCACCCUGGAGUUCGGGCCUUCAUCCCAGCCCUAUGUCAUGGCAAGUGAAGUCACCAGGGCAGCCAGUUCCAAUGGUUACCAUAUAAAGGCACAGCUACAAAUCAUUGUGCUAUCAGCGAAACUGAAAGAGAACAAGAAAAACUGGUUCGGUCCCAGUCCUUACGUGGAAGUCACCGUGGAUGGCCAGUCCAAAAAAACCGAGAAGUGCAACAACACCCACAGCCCCAAAUGGAAGCAGCCGCUCACUGUAAUCGUGACGCCGUUCAGCAAACUGGUGUUUCGCGUGUGGAGCCACCAGACCCUGAAGGCUGACAUCCUCCUUGGCAUUGCCAUGUUGGACAUCAGUGCCACGCUCAAGUCCAAUAACAUGAUACUCUCAGAUGUGGUGCAGACCAUACAGCUGUGUGCCGACAGAGACCAGACAGACGUGGUGGGAGACCUGUGUGUCUGCUUGGACGGCAUGGCGGUUGAUACAGAGGUGUUUGCCAAGGCUGAAGUCGACUAUCACAUUAUGUCAAAUGGAGAUUCACAGCAGCCCAAUGGAGAGCAUACACCAAGACAUAGCAGAGACAGUUCGCCCUCCGUAGACAACAUAGAACACCGCUCAUCUCCUCAGGGGCGAAAGUCAGGGACCGUCUCCGGUUCUCCCAGGGUGUCGUCUGGGAGCGUGCGGCCACGUAGACCCUCCAGGCCUCCGCCUCCAACCCCUCGCAGACCCAUCAUUGCACCGGCAUCUACCAGCAACAGCUCUGCGCCAUCUGAAAGCAGUAUUGGUCAGGCGGGUUCAGACACACCCGUGCGUUCUACUGUCCCAGGACCCUCAGCAGCACCAGAUUCCAGUCCUUCAGGGAGUGCAGACAGGAACUCCACAGCGUCGACCUUUGGGCCCCCAGCAACCAGACAGCCAACCAGGGUGCCUGCAGUCAACGCUGGGCCGCUACCUCCUGGGUGGGAGCAGAGGGUGGACCAGAACGGCAGAUUGUAUUUUGUUGACCACGUCGAAAAAAGAACAACGUGGGAGCGCCCGGAACCGUUACCACCGGGCUGGGAACGUCGCGUCGACCAGAUGGGCCGGGUUUACUUUGUCGACCACAUCACGCGGACCACCACGUGGCAGCGCCCCACGAUGGAGACCGUGCGCAACUACGAGCAAUGGCAGCAGCAGCGUAGCCAGCUGCAGGGCGCCAUGCAGCAGUUCAACCAGAGGUUUAUAUUCGGGACACAGGACCAGACGGCAGCCACACAGAAUAAGGAGUAUGAUCCUCUUGGGGCUCUACCACAUGGAUGGGAAAAGAGAACCGACAGCAACGGCAGAGUGUAUUUUGUGCAUCAUCCUACAAGGUCGACGCAGUGGGAAGAUCCACGGACACAAGGCUUGUUGAAUGAUAAGCCGCUUCCAGAGGGCUGGGAGAUGAGGUUUACCGUCGAAGGUAUUCCUUAUUUCGUAGACCACAACAGAAGAACCACCACCUACAUCGACCCUCGCACUGGAAAAUCCUCACUUGAAAAUGGGCCUCAGAUCACCUACGUCAGAGACUUCAAAGCCAAAGUACAAUACUUCAGAUUCUGGUGCCAGCAACUGUCAAUGCCUCAGCAUAUUAAGAUCACUGUGACUAGAAAAACGCUGUUUGAGGACUCCUUCCAGCAGAUAAUGAGCUUUAAUGCUCAGGAUUUACGAAGAAGACUGUGGAUCAUCUUUCCAGGAGAAGAAGGCCUCGACUAUGGCGGUGUUGCAAGGCAAUGGUUCUUCCUGCUGUCCCACGAGGUGCUGAACCCCAUGUACUGUCUGUUUGAAUACGCCGGGAAAGAAAACUACUGUCUGCAGAUCAACCCGGCCUCUUACAUCAACCCCGACCAUCUGAAAUAUUUCAAGUUCAUCGGCCGCUUCAUCGCCAUGGCGCUCUUCCACGGCAAGUUCAUCGACACGGGUUUCUCGCUACCAUUUUAUAAGCGCAUCCUGAACAAGCCUUUAGCCCUCAAAGACCUGGAGUCCGUCGAUCCCGAGUUCUACAACUCCCUCAUGUGGAUCAAGGACAACAACAUCGAAGAGUGCGGCUUGGAAAUGUUCUUCUGUGUCGACAAGGAAAUCUUAGGGGAAAUCACCACCCACGACCUGAAACCUGAAGGAGGAGACAUCCAAGUUACGGAGGAGAACAAAGAAGAGUACAUCAGGUUGGUAGCAGAGUGGAGGCUGUCUCGAGGCGUAGAAGAGCAAACACAGGCGUUCUUCGAAGGCUUCAACGAGGUCCUCCCGCAGCAGUACCUGCAGUAUUUUGACGCCAAAGAGCUGGAGGUGAUGCUGUGUGGCAUGCAGGAGAUCGACCUGGCAGACUGGCAAAGAAACACCAUCUACCGACAUUACCCUCGAGGCAGCAAGCAGAUCCUGUGGUUCUGGCAGUUAAUAAAAGAGAUGGACAACGAGAAGAGGAUGAGGCUGUUGCAGUUUGUCACCGGUACCUGCCGCCUUCCUGUAGGAGGCUUUGCUGACCUCAUGGGAAGCAAUGGCCCUCAAAAGUUCUGCAUUGAGAAGGUGGGAAAAGAGAACUGGCUUCCCAGAAGUCACACGUGUUUCAACAGAUUAGACCUGCCGCCCUACAAGAGCUACGAGCAGCUGAAAGAGAAGCUGAUGUUCGCCAUCGAGGAGACGGAAGGCUUCGGACAGGAGUGAUGUUUUGAAAGCAGCCUCAAGAGGCAGGUACACAGGGAUCAAGACCACAAUGGGACUCUUGUGUGUUUCUUGCAUCCAUCCCAAAGGAAAACCUUUCCGAUCGCUAGCCUUCGUCGGAACCAAAAUCUACCACCAUUGAUCCCGUACCUCAGAAUGAGCGCCAAUUUAGGCAUGGUAGCAUUUGCCAAAUCCCCCUGAGAUCAUCAGUGAGGUUAAAGAAUCACCACUGGAGGGCAGCAAUUGUGUCUUGCUUUGCAUUAGUCCAAAUAUUCAUCGCUAGGUUAAAAGCGGGUCGCCAACAGUGACGCUGAUUGUAUUGUGUUGGCUCUUAGGGUGCACUCACACUUUUUAGGCAACCGUUUGUUGGUCUCGGCACGCUUGAAAAAGGUGCACCUGGGCUUGUCUGCUCAUGCAAGAGAGCCUAACCUGGGCGUGUAUACUAAUCAAUGAAAUCGCUCCUUCUGCUAGUUAUUAAUGACUAUCGCCACCUUGCAUCAUAGAAAGACUUGAAAGUCCACUGGCAGAUGCACGUAAAUAGAUUUGUCUUGUGCUCCCUCCUCCCUCCAGUUAUGGACGAUAACAGCCUCCUCGCACCAUAGAACCACUCAAAGCAAGCAGGGUCGGGCAAUUUGCAAUAUGGCUUGUAUGAUGAAGCGAUGACGUGUAGAGCAGUGUGAGUGCACCCUUAACAAAGCAACAUCCACCACAACGAUUGUCUCCUCCUCUCUCACCUGUGUAGCUCCUGUCCCGCUAACAAGACUUUUGAAAUACUUUCAAAGGUGAACUGCACUUCUUUUGGGAAUUUUGUCUAUCAUUCACAAUCUUUAAGUGAGAAAAACAAAUGUUUUCUCUCUUUUUUAAUGUAUUCUAACUUGUAAAUAAACGCUAGCAAGAGUCCGCUGACAUGGAGGUAUUGGGAUUUGCUGUAUUCCGCCUAAUAAGCGUUCUAAAAACAUCUAAAAGCCUCCGUCAAUGUAUAUACACGCUGAGUUUGUAUGUAAUAUAGCAACAGGCACAUUCAUAAUAACGUAAUAUGUACAUAUUUUGCUAAUUUUAAGCAUAAAUUGGCGCAUUAAUUUCACAGACGCAUCACAGCGUUCGCUAUUUCCUUCAACAACACUGCUAAUCAUGGCAGACUUCAUGAGCGCCAACCACGACUACUUUGGAACAAUUAAUGAUGCAAAACUUUGUAUUUUUGAUCCGAAUAUAAGGAGGAUGACCGACAAGUUUUAGAAGCUGAGUGAUAAGCCGAUACACCGCUAAAGAACCAAUGCUAAAGAAGAAAUACAAACUACAGACAUAAUAAAACAAUCACUUACUGUACAAUGUCGGCUCUCACCGGGGUGCCAAUUCAUGAGAUGUUUAUAUCUUCACGUUUAAAUAGAGAAUUAAUCAUGCAAGUAAAAAAAAAAAAGUAUUUUCGUGUCUUUCUCGACAUCUCCGGGUCUAAGUUGAAUGUCAAAGUUGACCAAUUUCUCGGUUUAAGGCCACCACCUUCUACUAUACAAGUGAGAGGCAUGAUUUAUAAUCGAGAAUUAACUUUCACCAGCUCAGCGGCAAUGCAGCAGCUCAGUGUGUCAAUAGCUGCAUAAGCCAGUUUCCUCCCUGUGAUCGCGGCGCCGCUAAAAGUAGUUCCUUUGCGUUAGCGCUGGUGACAACAAUAUCGCUAACGCUCGCUUUAUAUUCCGAUCACAAAAUAUAAAUGGAGUCUUGUUAGCAUUUUUUUGGGGAUGUUUUUAAUGGGCGCAAUAGAUGACUUUCAUUAGCUUCUUUGUAUUUUACAAAUUUGAAUGCAAAAAAAAAAAAAGAUGUGUUCUUGUCUUGCAUUGGAAUUGUGAAUGAUAGGCAAAAUUCCCCCAAAAAGUGCAGUUUCCAUUCAAGAAGCAAAAAUAAUGACAUAUAAGAACCAACUUGUGGUGCUUCACGCACACAUUGGGGAGGUGUGCCAAUGAGAAGCAGCCCUGGCUCGUUGCUUCCUGCAGUAUUUUGCUGUUAGACGGUGGGGAAAAUGGCAAUGUCUGCACUGAAAACGAGUUCUAGUUUUAUAGAACCGCAGUGAAUGAAGGUUAGCCAUCACCUGAGUGAGGAAUUACUAGUACCACCUUCUCAUGUUUCUGCUGUUGGUUUUUGUCAAAUAAAUGACCCUGACGGCGUCCUCUUAGGGGAUGACAAGUAUUCCAAGAUGGCAAUUAGGUAUAUUCAUGUAUUUUGCGGGGAAAAACACCAAAAAAGUCGAACCAAAUAACGUUUUGAGACUGUUUUUCUUAGCUAGAUCCUUUGACAUAGUGUUUUAACUGUUCCCUCUAGCUGCCCCCGUCACCCCAGAAGCUUUAGUGAAUUAAAAGUGUUACAUCCUCGAUGCUUUAUUACUGCAGCAACUGGGUAAAAUAAGCGUGAGCAAACAAUAAUAAGCAGCGGCGUCUUCGUUUUUGAAGAUUCUUCAUUUGAUGCAGGAAACCGAAACCAAAUGUGGUGUUGCUCGUGAUUCUGAUUCAUAAAUAAAACACUGGUAGUGUUUUUGACAAGGCGUUAAUUACACAGCGAGUGGAAGAUAACGUAGAAAAUAAUAGUAGUAAUAUUCAUGAACCUUGCCUUUUGUUGCUAAAGGGGUCCUAUUCUACAGUUGCUACAGGUUGAGCGCUGGGGUCAUUUUUAUGCCACUCCGAAAUCUGGUAAACAUUCGGGUGCAACAACUUUGAGAGGUUUCCCACGGAAUCUCACAUUUCACACGUCACAACUUGCUGGGUGUCACCUGGUAAUCAACGAGCGCUCUUUUGGACAGCGUCAGCCAAAACAUGUUUUUUAGACAUAAGAAAUGUGUAUCUUAAGACUUCAUUAUGCCCCCCUCAAACACUCAUUUAAACUUGAUGUGCACUCCCCAAAAAAAACAAAAAUGUAAAAGCUUCAAUAUGCUACAGCGUAGGCCAGCCUUUUGAUUCUAUUAUGGCUCAUCUGCGGGGGCUGAACGCAUGACUUGCAAUUCUGUGCCAGAACACCGGGGGCAGUGUGUUCCUCAACUCUUGUUGACUAGCUGUCAAUAGCUUCCUGAGUAGUAGUAGUAGUGAACAACAGCGACGUCCAGGUCGUUGUUGCAAGAUGAGCUAUAACAGGAUCAAGACAAAAGAGAUGUUUUUGGUGGAGGUUAAUUAAGACCUACCUGAGGGUCUCUUAACGGACAGCUGUUUCGUAAACAAAGCCCAGUCUGACACCAGAUCUCCAAUUUUCAUCUAAUUAUAUCCAAUUCUUCCUUAUUGAUAACGAUUAUCACAUAACCAGUUAAGGGGGGCGUGUGUCUCGGUGCCUGGGAGUGGCGGUCGGACCAGAGUAUAAUCGUGGUCACAGCUCCAGCAUGUCAGCCAAGAGGAGAAAAAUGCAGAUUUACCCCCGUACACAAUAAGAGAUUGAUGGAGUGUUUUAUUAAAAGCCCAUCUAAUGAGCAGGAUAUGGCCCCUUUAACUCCUAAUAGAGUAUUGUAUAUCUCGUUCAUUCAUUUUCUAACCAUUUAGAAGUUAGCAAAUUAAAACCCACAAAACAACCUCCUGCUUAUUUUACAUGCAGGACCUUUCAAGACCUGCAUGUAAAACUGUCACUCUCCUCCUCCACACAAAAAACUACUUGUAAAUACAAUUAAAAACAUUAAUUACAUGUUUGUUUUUUCCUUUUGUAAAGGGUUUUAAUAAGAGGUUUAUGGUAUCACUAUAUUUUUUCCUUCACCCUUUCUAAUUUCUGAUGUACAUGAAGUAUGUGGGGAAAAAAACUAUCUAUGAAAUGGUCACCUUAAUAAAUUAAAUCAAACCUUA